AUGGCGGCCCACGGUGCAGCACUCUCCCUGUCAAAGCUGAUGAAUCCUUAUUAUUGCGGCCGUUUAGGCAGCUCUGCCAAAGUCUUCGGAUCAACUUGGACGAGCCGCAGAAACUCCUCUUCAUACACCCCUCCUCCAGCCAAAUACGGAGGAAGACACACCGUCACUCUGAUACCUGGAGAUGGAAUCGGACCUGAGCUGCUCAACCAUGUCAAAGAGGUCUUCAGGUUCAGCUGUGUACCCGUGGACUUCGAGGUGGUUCAUGUCAACUCUGCCCAGGAGCUGGAGGACGACAUCAAAAACGCCAUCACCGCCAUCCGCCGGAAUGGAGUCGCCCUGAAGGGAAACAUCGAGACCAAACACAGCAUGCCUGCUUCUGUCAAAUCUGGGAACAAUCUUCUCCGCACCAGCCUGGACCUCUUCGCCAACGUCAUGCACUGCCAGUCGCUCCCGGGGGUCCAGACCCGCCACAAGAACAUCGACAUCAUGAUCAUCCGGGAGAACACGGAGGGCGAGUACAGCAGCCUGGAGCACGAGAGUGUGUCUGGAGUGGUGGAGAGCCUGAAGAUCAUCACCAGGAACAACUCGCUCAGGAUCGCCGACUACGCCUUCAAGCUGGCGCGAGAGAAAGGACGACGCAGAGUCACAGCUGUGCACAAGGCCAACAUCAUGAAGCUUGGUGAUGGCUUGUUCCUGCAGUGUUGUAGGGAGGUGGCGUCCGGUUACCCUGACAUCACCUUCGACAGCAUGAUCGUGGACAACACCACCAUGCAGCUGGUGUCCAAACCGCAGCAGUUUGACGUCAUGGUGAUGCCAAAUCUCUACGGGAACGUGGUCAGCAACGUGUGCGCUGGCCUGGUGGGCGGCCCGGGUCUGGUGCCCGGUGCCAACUACGGGAGCGCCUACGCGGUCUUUGAGACGGCGACCCGGAACACAGGGAAAAGCAUAGCAGGGAAGAACAUUGCCAACCCGACGGCCAUGCUGCUGGCCAGCUGCAUGAUGCUGGACCACCUGAAGCUCAACGACUAUGCCACCAUGAUCAGGAACGCCGUCCUCUCCACCAUGAACGAAACCAGGUUGCACACGGCGGACCUGGGGGGUCAGGGCACCACGUCUGAGGUGGUCCAGUCCAUCAUGAGGAGCAUCCAGAGCAAAGGCCAGCUCACCUCAGACCUCUAGACCUCCACCCCGGGCCUGCUGCUGCACAUGUAACUUGUUUCCAUAGCAACGGUUUCAAACAGUCCGGCCAACCUCAGAUAAGACUGUUUCAGUCUGCUAAACUGUAAAACUCCGGUCGACUCACCAAAGAUCCAGAAGGUUUGUGCAAUCACGGCUGAUGGAGCGAGGUCUCACUCUGUACAUUUUCUUUGUUUCCAUGCUUCUGCAAACACAACAGAGGAAAGGAGUUUGAGCUCUUCACAAUCCUUGUUGGUGUUUGUAGUGUGUGUUCACCCCCAGAGGUCAAGAGUUAAAUGUGGGGUACUGUAAACUGCGUGAGAGAAAUAAAAACCAUGAAAACCAUGUUGAAGACCGUAUCUUC
This is a messenger RNA of Synchiropus splendidus (mandarinfish), 1540 nucleotides long. It is a transcript of the gene idh3g, whose product is annotated as isocitrate dehydrogenase (NAD(+)) 3 non-catalytic subunit gamma. Gene Ontology annotation, biological process: isocitrate metabolic process; tricarboxylic acid cycle. The record is from RefSeq and is a predicted model, not a curated record. The transcript has 12 exons. The coding region runs from base 1 to 1179 and encodes 392 amino acids. Gene Ontology annotation, molecular function: NAD binding; oxidoreductase activity, acting on the CH-OH group of donors, NAD or NADP as acceptor; magnesium ion binding. Lineage: Eukaryota; Metazoa; Chordata; Actinopteri; Syngnathiformes; Callionymidae. Gene Ontology annotation, cellular component: mitochondrion.